CCAAAAAAGUUGAAUUUCCCAAGAGACUUGCUGCUCCUCCAACUCAAAGCCCAAACCACUGCUGCAGAUAAGAUGAAGGGUGUGCUGAUGUUGCUCGUGGUGGCCCUCGUGGCGGUUCAGAACGCUGCAGCGGGUGGAAAGAACCGGAAGGAAAAAGCCAACAGCCCGAAGGUGGGGUCGGAAUGUGCGGACUGGCGCUAUGGCAACUGUGUCCCUAGCAACGGAGACUGUGGUGUGGGCUUCAGAGAGGGCUCGUGUGAGCAACAAACCAAGAGGAUGAAGUGCAAAGUGCCCUGCAACUGGAAGAAAGACUUCGGAGCUGACUGCAAGUAUCGAUUUGCUAGCUGGGGAGAGUGUGACCCAGGCUCUGGGUCCCGGACCAGGUCAGGGACUUUGAAGAAGGCUCUGUACAAUGCUCAGUGUCAGCAGACCAUCUCUGUGUCCAAACCGUGCAGUGGGAAGACCAAGACCAAGACCAAAGGAAAGAAGGGAAAAGGAAAGGAAAACUAGACGGAAGAUGAGGAGCGACUCUUCAGGAAGACGCAAGAUGAAAUGUCAAAGAGUCAAACAGAAGAGAGGAAAGAGGUGUAGCAGUAAAAGUCAACAAUAGCUGGGCCGUUAUCUUUUGCAGACCUCAGAGUACAACGCCUGAUUAUUCAUCGGCACAACACACCACAUUUUACCCCAUACCCCAUACCCCACACCCCAUACCCCAUGCCCCCUACACCAUACUCCAUACCCCAUACCUGAUACCCCAUACCCAAUACCCUAUACCCCAUACCCCAUACCCCAUGCCCUAUACCCCAUGCCCCAUACCCCAUGCUCCCUCGUGGCUGUUUAAACUAAGACAACCAUCCUGGAAUCUCAACGCCUCCCUUCAGACAGCCGAGAGGAUCAAACCUCAGUCACAAUCAGAAUAAAUCAGAUCUUCUCUUCCUGUGUGAUUACAGUGUGAAGACGAGCCCUGCAAGCCAAACCAGAUCUCAGGAGUAGUCCAACAAGCACCUUCUGCAGCUCUCUCACAGGCAGUGGUUUCUCCCAAAAGACCGACCCGGCGGGCAAAUGACUCCUUUUAAUGCUUACAUGCAAGCUGGUCUUUGAGCAGUUUCCAUUCCAUGAGGGUUUUUUAUAUAUAUUUAUCAUGUGAACCACCGACCCACUGGCAUGAAACUCCACCCAGGUUCUGGUUUGGACUGUUCUCUGACAUGUCUGUCAACCAGUUCUGUUGGUCGACAUGAAGAGAACCUUCGAACUCGUGUUCUUUUAAUGCCUUAAAGCUUGCGUUGGGUGUCGGGGUAGACCCUGUGGCUGACACAACACAGACCCUGUUUACACUCGGGUUUAAAAUGCGUUUUGGGAGAUCGGAUCACAAGUGGACAGCGAGACACGUCGCCGUUUACACCCGUGUCUCUCAUGCGUCUCCAAAUGUGUCCUGCUGACCACCUGUCAUCAGAUGUCGUUACUCCGAAGGAGAAGAAGAAGAAGAAGAUUUCCUGUUACGUCCUUGUCGGGGACGCAUUAGGACACAUUAGCGUUUACACUACAGAAGAUAUGUGGUCAAAUGCGUCCCAGACCACGUUGGCAAGUGGUCUGAGUCACCGGCUCACAAAACGUUUUAGUGGCCGUUCACACUUGCAUUUAGCGCUGCCCACUUGUGAAAAAUCUCAUUUUAAAACCAAGUGUAAACAAAGUCUGUACGCUACGACUGCUGCCGAGAGCUGAACCGGGAGGGUUUUCUUCUCGCCACCAAUAACAAGGUGUGGCCACUCACUUCCAACAGCUCAGAUCUUGUCUGGCUUGCAAGGCACUGCACACAGGAUGGAAGGGAAGACAUAGAUCAAUACAUCGAUAGAUAGAUCAAUACAUCGAUAGAUAGAUCAAUCGAUAGAUAGAUAGAUCGAUCGAUAGAUCACUAGAUAGAUCAAUACAUCGAUAGAUAGAUCGAUAGAUCGAUAGAUAGGAAGCGUUAAACAUUAGCUGUCAGCCAGAGUCUUUAUGCAUUAAACGAUGCUGAUAAUAGUGAAUGUCUGCUAAGUCACCUGACAUUAUGACAUAUAACUAUCGGCUGUGGUUUAGGACAGACGAUACUGACAGCUCAGUUCAGCGGUAACAUUUAGAGACCCUUCUUUUUCUUCUUCUGAUGUUUUGUUGUUUUGUUGCCCUGGCCUGACUUCCUGUUUCCCUCUGAAUUGAUGGCAUCAGUUUACCCGCCCCCUAACCAUUUAUUUGAUGUUGUUUUAUACAGGAUAUCCUUAUUUUGAUAAUUACUCUAGAACAGGGCGGGGCUGUAACUUCCCGGCCUGCAGCGUUUCCGGUCCCUUCUAGAAGUGUUCUAGAAGCCCGGGAGCGUCGCGUUCGUGUGCCUGUAAAAGUGUUGCAUGGUUUGCUGUUUCUUAAGAAUAAAAC
Molecule: messenger RNA, 2406 nt
Organism: Lampris incognitus (smalleye Pacific opah)
Lineage: Eukaryota; Metazoa; Chordata; Actinopteri; Lampriformes; Lampridae
Gene: mdka
Product: midkine a
Exons: 5
Coding region: 73-510 (145 amino acids)
Molecular function (GO): growth factor activity
Source: RefSeq, a predicted model, not a curated record